UACACACUUACAAUUUUCUAUAUACGUACACACAUACACAGCAUCUUAAUUCUCCGGUGAUCAGCCUGCAGUUUUCUCAUAAAGUACCAGGUGCAGUUAGUUAAGAAGAAUGACAGCGGGAACGACGAGGAUGCCAACAUGGAAGGAGAGGGAGAAUAAUAAGAGGAGAGAAAGGAGAAGGAGAGCCAUCGCUGCCAAAAUAUUCAUGGGUUUACGAAUCUUCGGAAAUUAUAAGCUCCCUAAGCAUUGUGAUAAUAAUGAGGUUCUCAAAGCGCUCGCUGAUGAGGCCGGUUGGACCGUCGAACCCGAUGGAACAACUUACCGCAAGGGAUGCAAGCCUUUGGAGCCAACAGAAAUAGGUGGAUCCGCAUCAGCAAGCCCGUGCUCAUCAUACCAGCCGAGCCCUUAUGCUUCCUAUCACCCAAGCCCACCGUCUUCUUCCAUUGCGAGCCCAUCCUCCUCUUAUGCACCCAAUGCACACCCUGAUUCACUCAUACCAUGGCUCAAGAAUCUUUCCUCUUCAUCCUCAUCAUCUUCACACUCUACCAAACUUCCACAUUUUUACAUCCAUGCUGGAUCCAUUAGUGCACCUGUUACUCCACCCAUGAGCUCUCCUACGGCUCGAUCCCCUACACGUAUCAAAACUAACGACAUAUGGGGUGCAACUAACUCUGAAUGGUUCUCUGGAAUUCGUCCUACGUCACCAACUUUUAAUCUUGUAGCUUCGAAUCCAUUUGGAUUUAAGGAAGCAGGUAUGUCUUUUGGUGCAUCAAGGAUGUGGACUCCUGGACAAAGUGGAAACUGCUCUCCUGUAAUUCCUUCAGGGUUUGAUAACAAUGCUGACAUCCCAAUGGCGGAAAUAGUUUCUGACGAAUUUGCGUUUGGUUGCAAUACUGGUGGGAGGGUGAAGCCAUGGGAAGGAGAAAAGAUCCAUGAGGUUUUUGGGUCUGAUGAUCUUGAGCUUACUCUUGGGAGUUCAAAAACUAGAUAAAAGGCAAUACGGAGACGAAGUCACCUAAUGACUGAUAGUCUUGGUAAAGUGUUCGAAUAGAUGGAUCAAUCAACUCAAUUACUUAAGUUUUGUUCCUCGAUUUACGUUUUCCAUGUAAAGUAUGUUCCCAAAUAAAUUUACGUAAUGUCGUAAUCCAUGCAUCUUAAGAUGUGUUUUCUAAAGAGUAUAUGUUAAGUUUAUUAAAUGAACUACUACAAAUGCAACAUGUAAUAUGACCCUCGAUGCAACUGACUUGAUAUGGUUGGAGGAAACUACUGCUGAUACUAAUAGGACAUGUAGGCAUUUAUUCGUCUCAUGAAUAUGUGAAGCAGAGAGAAUCUUGAACAAUUGUUGAUAUUUCAUGAACACCUGUUAAAGCAUGUUAUUUCGAGUUAAUGGAAAAAGUGGAGGCAGAAAAGAGUACAAGUCUUUCAACGGCAUUAUGAUCAGCUUUUUGGCCAUCACAAUUGCAUGAAGACUAGUACAGUUAUCCAUCACUCCUCAAAUUUAAGAAAACAAGCUGGAAGUGAAGAUGAGACGGUUUGCCGAUAAGCUGGAGAAGAAUGAUCACAUCACAUGAAGAUUGAGGACCAUCCAUGUGAAUAUGUGAUGCUAGCAACAAACUAAGGGAAACAUGCUAGCAUCUUGUUUAUGUUUAUGCCUAUUCUAGGAACUUAAUGUCAUAUAUGCUUUAUUAUUUCAA
Molecule: messenger RNA, 1694 nt
Organism: Erigeron canadensis
Lineage: Eukaryota; Viridiplantae; Streptophyta; Magnoliopsida; Asterales; Asteraceae
Product: BES1/BZR1 homolog protein 4-like
Exons: 4
Coding region: 110-991 (293 amino acids)
Biological process (GO): brassinosteroid mediated signaling pathway; DNA-templated transcription
Molecular function (GO): DNA-binding transcription factor activity
Source: RefSeq, a predicted model, not a curated record